Stegostoma tigrinum is the source of this 6644-nucleotide messenger RNA. It is a transcript of the gene hyou1, whose product is annotated as hypoxia up-regulated 1. Bases 212 to 3244 code for a protein of 1010 amino acids. Gene Ontology annotation, cellular component: endoplasmic reticulum chaperone complex. The transcript has 26 exons. The record is from RefSeq and is a predicted model, not a curated record. Gene Ontology annotation, biological process: negative regulation of hypoxia-induced intrinsic apoptotic signaling pathway; cellular response to hypoxia; endoplasmic reticulum unfolded protein response. Gene Ontology annotation, molecular function: ATP binding; ATP-dependent protein folding chaperone. Lineage: Eukaryota; Metazoa; Chordata; Chondrichthyes; Orectolobiformes; Stegostomatidae.
UGGUGACGUGGACCAAUCGGAGGUCGCCGCGUUCAAGCGGGGCCUGAGCCCGGAGCCGGCGAGAGAGAGACACACACGACACACCGGGCCGGGCCUGGGGUAGAGACCGGCCACCUGAAAGACAGCCCUUCCAACAGCACAGCACUGCCUCAGCAUUGACCUUCCAACAGUGCAGGACUGCUGCGGUAAUAGGUUGAGGUAAACCUUUACAAUGGACAGCAAGAUGGGACUGUCAAUUUGGAUGAUAUGCUUUACCCUUGCACACUUGGUCAUGCACACGGAUUCAGUAGCAGUGAUGUCUGUGGAUUUGGGCAGUGAAUGGAUGAAGAUUGCCAUUGUGAAGCCGGGAGUGCCCAUGGAGAUUGUAUUAAACAAAGAAUCGAGGAGGAAAACUCCAGUUGCUGUUGCUUUAAAAGAAAACGAACGACUCUUUGGGGACAGUGCAGUAGCCAUGGCAGCAAAGAACCCCAAAGUGGUCACCCGUUACCUACAGGAUCUACUUGGGAAGCGAACGGAAAACCCACAGGUGGAGCUGUACAGGAAGCGAUUCCCUGAACAUCAGCUCGUGGCAGCUGAUCAGCGGGGCACGGUGGUCUUCAAAUUUUCAGAUGAAUUGUAUUAUUCCCCUGAGGAGAUCCUAGGGAUGGUGCUGAAUUACUCAAGAAUUUUGGCUCAAGACUUUGCAGAGCAGCCUAUUAAGGACCUUGUGAUCACUGUCCCAGCAUACUUCAAUCAGGCAGAGAGGCGGGCAGUCAUACAUGCUGCUCAGAUGGUGGGUCUGAAGGUCCUUCAGCUCAUCAAUGAUAACACAGCUGUGGCCCUGAACUACGGUGUGUUUCGGAGGAAGGACAUUAACGCAACAGCCCAGAACGUGAUGUUUUUUGACAUGGGUUCAAGCAGCACCACAGCCACUAUUGUUACUUACAUAAUAACUAAAACAAAAGAUUCAGGAACGCAGCCCCAGCUCCAGAUUCGAGGGACUGGGUUUGAUCGGAAUCUAGGUGGGCUUGAGAUGGAACUUCGUCUGCGGGAUCACCUAGCAGAUCUCUUUAAUGCUCAGAAGAAGACUCCCAAAGAUGUCCGUCAGCACCCCCGAGCAAUGGCGAAGUUGUGGAAAGAAGCAAAUCGUGUGAAGACAGUACUGAGCGCGAACAUAGAUCAUAUGGCACAGAUUGAGGGACUGCUUGAUGACAUUGACUUCAAGGCCAAAGUAACGAGGCAGAAGUUUGAGGAACUGUGCAGUGAUCUCUUUGAGAGAGUUGCAGACCCUGUACAUCAAGCUUUAAAAGUGGCUGAAAUGAAAAUGGAAGAUAUUGACCAUGUGAUCCUGGUGGGCGGAGCAACACGUGUUCCCAAAGUGCAGGAGGUCUUGCUGAAAGCUGUUGGAAAGAAGGAAUUGGGAAAGAAUAUAAAUGCAGAUGAAGCGGCAUCAAUGGGAGCUGUGUAUCAGGCUGCAGCUCUCAGCAAAGCCUUCAAAGUCAAGCCCUUCCUUAUUCGUGAUGCAGCCAUGUACCCCAUUCAGGUUGAAUUUACACGAGCAAUUGAAGAGGAUGGUGUGAAAAGCAUUAAACACAACAAACGUGUGCUGUUCCAGAGAAUGUCUCCAUAUCCUCAACGUAAAGUGAUCACUUUCAACCGCUACACCGAUGACUUCGAAUUCUUUGUGAAUUAUGGGGAUUUGAACUUCCUGAGUGAGAGUGACCUCAGUAUCUUUGGAUCGUUAAACUUGAGCACGGUUCGGUUGAGUGGUGUCGGUUCAAGUUUUCAGAAACAUUCUGAUAGUGAAUCUAAAGGGAUUAAGGCCCAUUUUAACAUGGAUGAAAGUGGAAUACUAGCACUGGACAGAGUGGAAGCUGUGUUUGAGAAGGUGCAGGAUGGAGAACCUGAAGAAGAAUCCACCCUGACCAAGCUUGGCAACACCAUUUCUAGUCUUUUUGGAGGUGGAAGCUCUGAAACAGACGGGAAGGAGAACUUGACUGAAUCCGUGCAGGAUGAAGAGGAGGCUACAAGUAGAACUGAGAAGGAUGAUCAGGAAGAACCAGUAACUGCAAAAGAGACGGAAAUUCCCACUGAGGAGAAGAGCAGCAAGUCUGAGGAGGAAAACAAAGCUGAACCUAAUGAAGAGAAAGGAGGCCAGCCUGAACCAGGAGAGGACACGGCCAAAACGGAGACACCUGAAACUCGGGAUAAAAAAGUUGAGGAUGUUGGGAAAGAGGAGGUGAAAGAUCCAGAAUCGAAUAAAACUGGGGAGGUUAAGAAGCCAAAAGGACCCAAACGGAUGAAGAUUAGUGCGAAUGUGACUGUAGAGUUGGAAAUCCAGGACCUGCCAGAUCUGUCAGAAGAGGAAAUGAGCAAGUCUCAAAAAAAGCUUCAGGAUCUUACAAAUCGAGACCUUCAAAAACAUGAGCAUGAAAAGGUGGCCAAUUCAUUAGAAGCUUUCAUCUUUGAAACACAGGACAAGCUAUACCAGGAUGAGUAUCAAGCAGUUUCAACACAAGAUGAGCGUGACCAAAUCUCUACUAAACUCAGCGAGGUCUCAAACUGGCUGGAUGAGGAUGGUUAUGCUGCCAGCACGCAGGAACUAAAAGCGAAGCUCUCUGAGCUACGGAAGAUGUGCAAAGAACUCUUCUUCAAAGUAGAAGAGAGAAGGAAGUGGCCAGAUCGCCUUGCUGCACUGGAUAGCAUGCUCAAUCACUCUACCAUCUUCCUCAAGGGUGCUCGACUCAUUCCGGAAGCUGAUCAGAUUUUCACAGAAGUGGAGCUAAACACGCUGGAAAAGGUCAUCACUGAGACAACUACAUGGAAAAAUGAGACUGUGAAAGAGCAGAAUAAGCUGCCAUCUACUGAGAAACCCAUCCUCCUUGCCAAGGACAUUGAGGCAAAGCUUGCUCUCCUAGACAGAGAAGUAAAAUAUUUACUAAACAAAGCAAAAUUUGCCAAACCCAAGCCCCGAAAAGAAAAGAACACAACACAAGACAUGAAAAAUACAACAACAGAAGAUCAGAACACAACAGCUGCUGAUAGUGAGAAUGUUAUACCACCUGUAAAAGAGACAGGGGAAGAGACAGAGCAUGUGGAGGAGGUGAAACCUGGAGAUGCUCCACCUACAGUAAACAAAGUUGAGACCACCGUUGAGAAUGAUCAGUUUGAGAUACCCGAGGCAGAUGUAUUAGAGUCCAGUAAAGGUACAGGUGAAGGAACAUUGGAAAACAACUCAGACAAACACCCUCCAGAUGAAUUGUAACUGCUCCUGACUGCUGCACCGGCUCUAUUUAUAUUACAUUACUUUUUAUGUAAUGGACCAGUCUGCCAUAAUUUAACAGAACGACGAUGUGUGAUUGAGAGUAGAGGUGUACAUUUUUCAUUUUUUUUAAACAACUGGAUUUUCCUGUGACAGACUUUGUUAGAUAAUUCUACUUGUAAAACCAAGUACAGUUCAAGUUUAAACUACAUUGUGACCAGCAGGAGGCAGUGUUUGCAGCAAGAGGUUGACGUUCAAAGGGAUUUAACAGCUUCAAGUUAUUGGAAGCCAAGUAUUUUUGUUCCUUGUGUGUCUUCUCCCUUCAAUUGUUGUGGGUUUUUUUCAGUUAAUGGUUAUGAAUGAACUUAUUGCACUGAAUUGAAGUUUGUUCAUUUUGCUUUAGUGUCUGCUUGGGUAAGUUGAAUCUAUUAAAUCAAAAUUUUAACAGCCCUAGAGCUCGAUACUUGGCUUUAAUAAUAAGUCAACAGAACCAUAAUAAGAGUGUGUCUGUGAAAUGUUAAUGCAGGGGCAUGUCACCUCAUUACAGAGUGUACUACACCCCUGUCUUCAUACAAUCACCCACUACAUGCGCAGAAUGUGUACAAGUACCUGAGCAAAGUCUUUCAGUUUUCCUGCCUCCUAUAAUGGAUCUGAUUUUGGUAGCCUAGAAUGUCCCAGGCUGCUACAAGCAUGUCCCUUCACCAGUUGGGGGUAGCAGUUGUUUCAUGAAAUGUAGGGGCCAGGAAACCUCACUGAAGCCCCCAUUUUGGAAUCUGCCAUGUGUGAUGCGGCACAAGUUUCUGUGAAAACACUUGCAGUGUAGACAGACUGAAACAACUGAAUUAAUCUUGAGUGCUGAGGGGCACCUGCAGACAUCUACUUUAAACUCUCCACUGCAUCCUUGAUGGGGAGGGGGUUUGUUAUGAGUUUGACUUCGCAUCCUGUCCUAAAUGUUUCCCACAUGCCCCCUGUUUUUAACUCCAGUUCCUAUUGUACAUCGUAGUCAGGCUCAAAAUCAGUCCAGUGUUUCAAUAAUUGGAGCUUCUAUCUUUAACUUUAUUUUAAAGGAUUGCUUAAAAAUGCAGAAUGAACCACUGGUGCAGACUGCAGCUGUGUUAUGCUUUAGGGCAGUUAGAAAAAUGGGUAUCAGACCCCAGUUGUCGGCAGGGAAUCACAGGCGAGUGUGUGUUCAAACAUAUUAUAUGGCUCAGUGAUUUUUAACACUGCUUAGACCUUCAUGGUUUAUUGUCAAACCCUGUGUGAUGUUCUCCGUCUAACUGCUGCACCACAGGUAAUACACUGGCCUUUGAAUUAUUAUCCUAGUUAUUGGACACUUCAGUUUUGUUUCUUGAACUGAAUUCAGACUGUGGCACCCUGCGGGUGCUCACUAGCUCAGUGAUACUGAGAAGUUGCUGCUCCAGAGGGACUGCUAGAUGUGUAAUGUCAAAGCUGGCUGUCUCUUGUCAAAUUAACCACUUACCAUCCAUUUGAUAUUAAACAUCACUACAGAGAGGUUUGUUCUUUAAGUUAUUUUGUUCCCAAUUGUACUCCUGCCUCAUGCCAGUCACUAGCCAUUACCAGCGUGCAGCAGUGCAUAAAGUUAUGCUUCUGUAUUUUUGUUUUGUUUAGUGACUGUCUAUUUUGUUUGAGUAUAUACUCUGAGGCCAACUGCUGAACUUGCAAUCGAUCUUCAAGCAUGAUCGGUUUUCUUAAAACUGCAUAUGGUUUGCUGAACAAAGUGAAAGUGGAGCCUGGUUUCCAGAUUAAUUUUAGGGGAAAUUUUUUUCCAAACAACUGAUAUCAACAUAUGGGUCUCUAUUUUACCCAAGACCCAUUUAGUGAGUCGCACAAAUUUUUAUUUGUGUUUUGGACUGUGCUGUACUGAAGCUUCAGUAAAUGAAUGUUUGUAUUGUCAUUCCGUUAUUGAGCGGGGUUCCCCCUGCUGUUGGAGGUAGUUUUUUUUUCUUGAAUAUCUAAUUUAAAAAGUAAAUUUCAAAGAAAUAAAUUUCUCAUCAAAUAAUGAGUUUGAUCUAACAGCCAAUGGAGAUGUUGAGGUAUGAAUGAAUGUUGGGAGUUGAUGUGAAGAGGGACCAGGUUUCUGUCUGUGCAUUUGGUUAAUUGCCUUUGUCUAAUGUUGAGAAUGUGCACCAUUCGGUGUGGAUUAGGGGCUUUUUCUGCACUUACAAUCCCUCAAAAUAAAGCAGCCAAACUCCCCAAGGCUCCACUGUGUCCCGAUCAGUUUUGUUUAUUUGCUGUUGUUCCCUCUGUCCAAUAAAAUGUUGAUAUAUUUUUCUGAAUUUGUCAGCUGACUGUGUCCUGAGCCUUCUGUUUCUAGCUAAGCUUAGCUGAUGUGUUAUGUAAGUGAGACUGCUGUCAGACCUUACAGCUUCACUUUCUAACAGUGUUCAUUCUUCCCUCCUCACAAAGAGCUGUCAAACCCUUUGGGGAUGGGAUGUGUAACUCCUCUUCCUAAACCCCCACGGAGACCAGGCUGAGAAAAUGCAGCUUUAGAGUGUCUGCUGGUUAGCCUGUUGUUACCUUGUGCAUUGUGUGUGGAGUUGUCAGUCAGUUGGGAAUUUUUAGUAAAACUUUUUAGUUCUUUCUAAAACAUAAGCUGUUUUUAAAAUUUGCUUCAGUGUUACAACAAGAACCUCGUUGAAUUCCCCACUAUGCAUUUGAUGUCUUGGAUUGUGAUUUUUUUUUAAACUUCUUACUAAAAUGGGAAAGGAUGAACAGUACCUUUUUCUCAUUAAUGACAAUGAAUUCCUACACUAACACCUGGUAGUGAGUAAUCUUAAGGAAAGUUAACGCUGGGUUAUAAUGAUACCUAAUGACAGGCUGUUCCUUCAGUACUUUUCAUUGUUACUGUGUAAGCGAACACAUCCCAAUUAGCUGGGGAAAUAGGUUUGACCAGGAGACUAAGAACAAGGCACAUGUAGGGAUGGCCCAUCUACUUAACCCAUCCAAAAUAAUUAAUAUUGGAUCUCAUUGUCUGUUAAACCAUCAAACACCCUCACCUACAUCGAGAACUCCGAUUUUUAAAUCCCUGUUCAGGAGUAUAUCCCAACUUUUGAUCACGAGUACAGCAGGAUGGCUAUACUGCUGCUUUACGUAAAGUAUUUUCUGCAUAUGAAAACAGUUAAUGCUGAGCCAGGUAGAGAAUGAGACUGGCUUUGCCAGGGAAGGUGGGGCAACAGGCAGCACCAUGGUCAGCUGCUCUUUUCUCCUGAAGCUGUGACUUUGGCAACUCUUCAAACUAGGAAAUCUCUCUGGGGAAGGAGGGUUUAUUCUGAUCAUUUAUGUAAACUGUCACUAAGCUUGAAGUAAUGUGCCACCUAAAGAGCUCCAGUCUAAUGCAGAAGUUGUCCUAUUAAUAAAAUUCAAAUUAAUUUUUUAAAACUUA